This is a messenger RNA of Thyridium curvatum, 873 nucleotides long. RefSeq lists its product as uncharacterized. The transcript is spliced from 4 exons. NCBI's taxonomy places the organism in Eukaryota, Fungi, Ascomycota, Sordariomycetes, Thyridiales, Thyridiaceae. The coding region runs from base 1 to 873 and encodes 290 amino acids. The record is from RefSeq and is a predicted model, not a curated record.
AUGGAUCGCCUCCAUAGCAUCAACCCCUUCUCCAAGAGGGAGUCCCACAGCGCCAAUGCCAUCAUCACCUACAAGGUCCUCUCCAUCCUGACCUGGCUGCUGUCUCUCGUCGUCUCCGUCUACUACGUCCUGCACGAGCCCCACGAUGGCUUCACCAUCCGCCACCGCAUCUGGGACCAGAACUGGCUGUACCCCACCGGCUUCACCCUGAACCCGGUCAUUAUCGACGUCUACUGGGUCGUCCUGUUCGUCCUCCAGGCCGGCUACAUUGGCCACCUCUUCUCGGGCAACACCGACUACGUCAACGCGGCCUGCGCCGUCGGCAGCCACUUCAUCUUCAACAACCUCCUCCACUUCGCCUUCAUCAUGCUCUUUGUCCGCUCCCACUUUGCCUGGGCCGAGGUCAUUCUCGUUGUCAACUUCUUCAACCUGUCCUCCCUCUACUUCCGCCACAAUGCCUACCCGCGCUUCAUCCACACCCCGGCCGUCUCGGGCCCCCUCGCCUGGACCUUUGUCGCCAUCUACUGGAACGGAGCCAUCAUGGUGCCCCACCCGGCCUCGCUCGUCGCCCGCAUCUUUGCCAACAUCUUCAUCUGGGCCAUCCUCGUCUAUGGAGUCUUCUUCAUCGUUGUGUAUAAGGAUUACACGAUGGGCUUCUGGCUCAGCGUUCUGUCGGCGGCCCUUGGCGUUGCCCAGUUCCAGCGCCAGGUCAUUGCUCUGCAGUGGAUCUUUGCCUUUGUCAUCAUGGCCGUGCUCUUCGUCCUGACCGUCACCAUUGCCGUGCCCACCUGGAUGGGUCGCGAGGUCAACUUUGGCCGACGCCAGCAGCCUGCCGCCGACACGGAGCGCGCUCCCCUCCUCGGCGAGAACUAA